Messenger RNA from Drosophila bipectinata, 1349 nucleotides. RefSeq lists its product as uncharacterized. The record is from RefSeq and is a predicted model, not a curated record. NCBI's taxonomy places the organism in Eukaryota, Metazoa, Arthropoda, Insecta, Diptera, Drosophilidae.
AUGGAAGCCGUUGCACCUGCUUGGCUAACGAGGGAAUAUCUAGAAGCUGCCUUGCGCCAGCACUACGCUGAUGACCACGUUAAGGUCAAGUCUGUGGAUUUCAAACCAGCCCUGAAAAAGGGGGAGAACUAUGGAGCCAUUCUGACAAAAAUCGACCUAGUUUACAUCCUAGGAAAUGGUACAGAAAUGGAAGAGCAUUUGAUGGCAAAGACAGCACUGGAAGAUGAGGACUUGGACACCAAGGAGCGCAAGGCUCCCUACGAUAUCUACAACAGAGAGCUGGAGAUCUAUGAAAGGGUUCUCCCCCAGCUGGAAAAAUUAGCUGGGGAACCGCUUUGCCCCAAAGUGUGGCACUCUGAUCGCCAGCAUGGAUCUCUUCUAAUGGAGGACUUAACGUAUCAAGGAUAUAAGAUGGCUCCGCGACUGCAGAGGCUGGAUGGGGACCAUGUGCGAUUGGUGCUCAAAAAGCUGGCCAAAAUGCAAGCAGCCUCGGCAGUCUUUGAAUCAGAUUGCAGAGACGAAAAAAAUUCUCUGAAAAGAUACGACCGCGGUUUUUUCAACCGCUACACCGAAAGUUUUAGUGCCUAUUUUUUGGGCUGCCUGAAAUCCUGUGCCAGCUACCUAAAAACAGAGCCGGGCUUUGAGAAGCAUGCGCAAUUAUUAGAGGAUCUUGUCCCCUACUACAUGGGACUAGGACUGCGCUGUUUUCAGCCCGAAGCGGAACACAUCAACGUUCUGACUCACGGCGAUGCUUGGACCAACAACAUGAUGUUUAAGUACGAGGCGGGCGUGCCGACGGAUGUUCUGCUCAUUGACUUCCAGUACGCCUUCUGGGGCUCGCCCACUCUGGACAUCCAUCAUCUGGUCAACACCUCGGCGGUGGAGCGGGUGCGAAGCGACCUUCAGGUGGAAAUGAGAUGCGUGUACCACGAAGUGUUUGUGCGGGAGCUGCGGCGACUUGGGUUCAAAGGUCAGAGACUGCCCAGCCGGAAGCAGUUUCACUUGGAGUCGGAGCAGAAGCGCUUUUACGCUGUUCACUGCGGACUGCUCCUCCAACCCGUGCUACUGAACACCGAUGAUGCGGACGCUGAUUUCGCAGCCCUGCUCUCCGACCAGCCCCGUGGUAUGAACAUGAAAAGGCGUUUGUAUCUACACGCCGGCAUACAGGACUCCGUACGCCAGCUGGUGGUGCAAUUCGAGCGCGAAGGACUCCUGGAUCCGCAGCAGUUUGAGGGUUUCUAUGCCAAAUGAAGCGGGAAUGCGACCCCUGUACGGCGCUUUCAUAAACUCCCUUAUUUCAGAUUUCAAUUAGACGGGCUAAUAAACAUAAAACAUGGCUGCCGCCAGGA